Hypanus sabinus (Atlantic stingray) is the source of this 8622-nucleotide messenger RNA. It is a transcript of the gene adgrd2, whose product is annotated as adhesion G protein-coupled receptor D2. Gene Ontology annotation, cellular component: membrane. Gene Ontology annotation, biological process: cell surface receptor signaling pathway; adenylate cyclase-activating G protein-coupled receptor signaling pathway. The transcript is spliced from 25 exons. Bases 1 to 3840 code for a protein of 1279 amino acids. Gene Ontology annotation, molecular function: G protein-coupled receptor activity. The record is from RefSeq and is a predicted model, not a curated record. Lineage: Eukaryota; Metazoa; Chordata; Chondrichthyes; Myliobatiformes; Dasyatidae.
AUGGAGGACCCCUUUACCAAGGGCACGACAGGACGGAGGACCCCUUUACUAAGUGCACGACAGGACGGAGGACCCCUUUACCAAGGGCACGACAGGACAGAGGACCCCUUUACUAAGUGCACGACAGGACGGAGGACCCCUUUACCAAGGGCACGAUGGGACAGAGGACCCCUUUACCAAGGGCACGAUGGGACGGAGGACCCCUUUACCAAGGGCAUGACGGGACGGAGGACCCCCUUUACCAAGGGCACGACGGGACGGAGGACCCCUUUACCAAGGGCACGACGGGAUGGAGGACCCCUUUACCAAGGGCACGACGGGAUGGAGGACCCCUUUACCAAGGGCACGACGGGAUGGAGGACCCCUUUACCAAAGGCACGACGGGACGGGGGACCCCUUUACCAAGGGCACGACGGGACGGAGGACCCCUUUACCAAGGGCACGACGGGACGGGGGACCCCUUUACCAAGGGCACGACGGGACGGAGGACCCCUUUACCAAGGGCACGACGGGACGGAGGACCCCCUUUACCAAGGGCACGAUGGGAUGGAGGACCCCUUUACCAAGGGCGCGACGGGACGGGGGACCCCUUUACCAAGGGUACGACAGGACGGAGGACCCCUUUACCAAGGCACCGGGUUCCCCGUGGACAUUUGGUGUGGUGAGCAGGUUCAAAGGCGACGCCCGCCUGUCCGCGCUCCGGGCCGCUACCAACGGCGCUUCCAGCUGGCCAGUGAUCCCUGUCACUGCGCUUCUGGUAAUUCAUUGGAUUUUGAUUCAUCAUACCACAGUUAUGAAUACAUAACGACACCCUUAACAUGGCAGCAGGCAUCCAAAUAUUGUGAGCUGCGCUUUGGCCGUCUGCCUGACGUCAGUGAUGCAGAAGGAAAGAGUGUUAUUUUGGAAUGGUUAGCUUCCCGAAGUGUUAAGCAGCCAAUAUGGUUGAACAGAGAACUGAAUGAGGUGUUGGAAAAGAAGAAAAGCAUCAAAGCUCACAGUGUCUCGGUGUUGAUGUUCCCAAACAAAACGGAUACCAAAUAUGCCAAACUUCUUGGCGUGCUGCCCUUGCUGUCAGCUAUUACAGUCUGUGUAAACAUUCAGUGCGAUGACCAGGCAAAUACCGUUGCUACCGUGUUCUCCUACGCUGUGCCGACAUUCAUGAAUGAAUUUCAGCUGAGAGCCCGCAUUAAUGACACUGGAUUCAUCCAGCUGGCGCUGAUAGUACACGGGCACCACACUCCUUACCAGACGGUGUUAAAGAACGACGGACAGUGGCACCACAUUUGCGUGACGUGGCGGACAGAGGAAGGCGCUUGGUCUUUCUAUGCUGAUGGGCACAUUGUGAGCUCUGGACAGAGAUACUACAGCUCUCAAGUUCUUGCUGGGAAUGGGGUGUUUAUUAUUGGCCAGGAUCAAGAUUCACUGGGAGGUACCUUCAAACAAAGCGAGGCUUUCAGUGGCAACAUCACGGGCCUGAAUAUCUGGUCAGGAGUCCUGGACAGGAGUCAGAUCGCAGCCGCCAGUGGGUGUUCCCUCCCACACCAACGCCUCAUCUACCAGUGGAGCCUGUCCGACUUGGAGAUUGAACACACCGUGGAAAUAAAGAAAGCUCUAGUGAGUUGUUCAGUCACCAGUGCUAGCCCAGCAGAAUGUCAGAGCUUUGAUGCUGUCUCUGGAGCUGGAAGAAAGCACGACUGUGAGAUUCCUCUCCCUUUCCUCUGUCAGUUCAACAAAGAUAUAUAUCGGAAAUUGAAGAAGUUUGAGUCAGAGCCAACAAGCUUAUUCAAGACUAAAUUGAAUAACUUUUUCAAUGUCACCGUUACUGAUUACGUGUCACUGAGCGGCGUCAAGCUUGUGCGCAAUGUUUCUGAAGCGGCCGUGGUGAUGAAGGCUGUGCAACACGUCCUGAGUACGGAGAACACCACUUUGCCAGCGGUUGACCUGCUAAAUGUCGUCAGCUUGUUGCAAAACGUUGCCGGCAUGGAGGUGGGGACAAGUGAUGCCAGAGAUGUUCUGGAAGACAUCAGCCAAAGCUUCCUAGACGUGGCUGGUGAGGUUCUUGAUCAGAGCAAUGCGGAAAGCUGGAGCAAAAUCGGUGAGAUUGUUCGGGGACCAAUGACCGUGGUCUACGGCGUUGACAGAAUGGUGGAAAAUCUGAACAAGGUGUUGGCUGUUGGCCAGAAGGACAUCGUCAUUCGGAAUAAAAACAUCCAACUUGAAAUCAGACAAAAGUUGCUCCACAAUUUUACAAAUGACUUUGAGGUUUCUAUGGGUGAUGGGAUCAACAAAUCGUCUGAUCAAAUUGGACUUUCGAAGCAAGCAAUUGCAAAGCUUCAAGGAGAAGGUUUGACAACAGCUACAUUUGUGAACACCUGGUAUCGAAGUCUUCCCAACUUGCGGAGAAAUAACCCACUGGUCACAGGUGGUUUGGUGGAAAGAGCAUUUAAUGAAGGAUUCAAACACAUUGGUACAGAGGUGGCAUCUGCGGUUAUCUCGUCCACUGUUUACCAGGGACGUCAGGAAGUCAGUGCCCCAGCACACUACAGACUGCUCCACCGUAUAAAGGCGGAUCCUUCGCUAAGUGUUGACUCUCUCUGCGCCUUCUGGGACUUCAGCCUUAAGCCUGAGAGUGGAGGGAGCUGGUCCACAAGUGGCUGCAGUGUUGUCGAGUCUGAUCAGCAAUCUACUGCCUGCUUCUGUAACCACACCACCAACUUCGCUUUGCUUUUCCAGCUUUACGAAAUCAAGCGAAGUCCAGGCGAGGAAGCCGUACUGAUGAAGUUAACUCUGACUGGCUGCUCUGUGUCUCUCUGUGCUAUGGUGAUCACACUGAUUGCGUUCUCAGUGCUGGGGGUUCCAAAAUCAGACCGAACCACAGUCCACAAAAACCUCAUCAGUGCUCUCAUCGCAGCUCAAGCCUUGUUACUGACGAGUGAAUCGGCCAGGACGCAUCGGGUGGCGUGCUGGGUGGUGACCGUUCUCCUUCACCUGUUCUUCAUGGCAGCCUUCAGCUGGAUGCUGGUGGAAGGGAUCCUCCUCUGGAGCAAGGUCGUCACCGUCAACAUCAGCGAAGACAAGAGGGUCAAGUACUACUACCUGAUUGGCUGGGGAUUCCCAGUUUUUAUUGUGGUCAUCACCAUAGCAACUACCGGCGAUGGAUACAUGGCGGACAGUCAUUGCUGGCUAAACAUAGAGAGCAGCGUCAUUUGGGCCUUUGUUGGGCCCGUGCUCUUUACUCUGACUGUUAACACAUUCGUCCUGUGCCGGGUUGUCAUGAUCACAGUCGUGAGUUCCAGGCGCCGCUCCACCAUGUUGGUACCAGGGGCCAGACUGCCUCAUCGGCUUUACAUCCAGAUGUGGGUGGCCAUCAAGCCGGUGGCGAUACUCUUGCCAGUGCUGGGUCUGACCUGGUUUUGUGGCGUUUUGGUCCAUCUCAAUAUUACCCUCGGUUAUGUCUUUGUGGUACUUAAUUCCUUCCAGGGUCUCUACAUAUUCCUGGUGUAUACUCUGUACAACAGUGAGGUGAGAAGUGCCGUUAAGAGAAUGAGAGAGAAAAAGAAAGCAUUAUCUUUCAAGAGUUGUACAAACUCCAGGCCUUCGAGCUGCCCAUCAGGUCUGAGAACAACCCCCACACUUAGUGCUGGAGAAUGUUCCGUUCCCCCGCCUGCGAGGGAUGCUUCAAACUCACCCAUCUCAACCAAGAGAUCAACUGUCAGUGAAGACAAAGCAAAGGCAUUCCGUGGGGAACUGGGAGCGGAAGGUCUGACACGAUCGUCAACAAACACAACCGCAGAUAAAAAAGAGAUCGAGCUGAUAGCAUUCAGAGUAUCAGGAUUGUGAAGCACCAAGGCAGCCGUUCCAGCCGAUGGAAUCACAGACUCAGUGAGAGGCUCUGAAGUCCAGACGUGUAAAAUGACCAAAGGACCACUUGUUGGAGCUGGAUUUACAAAGCAAGGACUGUGCAUAGCCUCCUGGUAUUCCUGGAAUGGACUGUGAGCCUCAGCCUCCUCCGUUGGUGAUGGAACUCGGGAGGAUGCCAAUCAAUGACUUCUUAAAUAAAUGAAUAUAAAUAAAUAAAUAAAUGGAAAUCCAAAAUAAAAUCAGAAAAGGCUGGAAACAUUCAGCAGGUCAGAUAGUAUCUGAAUGAAACAGGGUGAGCAUUUCAGGUCAGGUCCAGCCUUUAAUCUGAAAUAUUAACCCUCCACAGAUGUCGCCUGACUGGCUGAGUAUUACCAGCAUCUUCUGUAUUUUUCAUUUCAAACCCAUUAGGUAUCUUGUUUCUCAAUGAAUUAAAAGUUGAGCCAUAUAAUGAAAUAAUUUCCCCCUCCCCCUUCCCUCUUCUUGUUACCUACUCUGGCUCCCCUCUUUUCUCUUCUCUUCAUCUGCCUAUCACCUCUCUCUGGUAACCCCCCACCCACUUCCCUUUCCUUUCUCCCACUACCCACUCUCUACUCCUAACAGAUUCCUUCUUCUUGAGUCCUUUACCAUUUCUGCCUAUCACAGCCCCAGCUCCAGCCACCUUCCCUUCAGGUCACCUGCCAGCUUGGGCUCCUUCCCCUCCACCCACCUUCUUAUCCUGGCUUCUUCCCUCUUCCUUUCCAGUCCUGAUGAAGGGUCUCGGCCUGAAAAGUCGAAUGUUUAUUCCUCUCCAUAGAUGCUGAUUGACCUGCUGAGUCUCUCCAGCAUCUUAUGUUCGUUACCCUGAAUUUCCAGCACCUGCAGGAUCUCUUGUGCUUAUUCGUUAAUCUAGUGCAGGGGUUCUCACAAUCUUUUGUAAGCAAUGAGCUUUGCCAUUGACCAAGGGGUCCAUGCACCCCAGGAUAGGAAGCCCUGCUCUAAUAAAGUAAACCAUGCCUCGGGAGAGGAGUAUCUAUGAUACCUCCCUCCAGGUGGGGAAGGAGUUACUGGGAAGAAUUCAAACACACAGCUGAUGUGAGAUCCAGCUUUCGAAGCAUAAUGGAUCUGGUGCAAAGUACAGAUUUCACACCCACACUGGUCACUACAUAUUGAUUUAUUGAAAUGAUAGGGAAGGCUUGCUUGGUGUUUAAAACUCCAGUCACACUACCGGGUACAUUUCGGGAUGUGACUGCACUGGAAGAGGUGCAGGGGAACAUCAACGUUGGACAAUAAUGGUGAGAGAUUGGCUAGUGAAGCCAGAAGUCUGGGGCAACACACAAAAUGCUGGAGGAAUUCAGCUUCUCAGGAAGACAGCCUUUGUCCACCUGUUAUUCAGGUCAUUUCCCCUCUUUCUGUCCUGUCCAGGUUUUCUUUUUAAAGAUACAGCACGGUAACAGGCCCUUACGGCCCAACGAGCCCGCACCACCCCAUUACACCCAUGUGACAAAUUAACCUAUUAACCCAUACAUCUUUGGGAUGUGGGAGGAAACCUACAGAAAACCUACGCGGCCACAGACAACGGCAGGAUUUGAACCCAGGUUGCUGGCACUGUAAUAGCAUUACGCUAACCGCUACGCUCCCACACCACCCAAGAUGAAGGGUCUCAGCCCGACGUCAACUGUCCAUUUCAUAGAACAAUACAGCACAGUACAGGCCUUUGGCCCACAAUGUUGUGCCGACCUUUAAACCCUGCCUCCCAUAUAACCCUCCCACAUUAAAUUCUUCCAUAUACCUGUCUAGUAGUCUCUUAAACUUCACUGGUGUAUCUGCCUCCACCACUGACUCAGGCAGUGCAUUCCACGCACCAACCACUCUCUGAGUAAAAAUCCUUCCUCUAAAAUCCCCCUUGAACUUCCCACCCCUUACCUUAAAGCCAUGUCCUCUUGUACUGAGCAGUGGUGCCCUGGGGAAGAGGCACUGGCUGUCCACUCUAUCUAUUCCUCUUAAUAUCUUGUAUACCUCUAUCAUGUCUCCUCUCAUCCUCCUUCUCUUCUCUCCAAAGAGUAAAGCCCUAGCUCCCUUAAUCUCUUGAUCAUAAUGCAUACUCUCUAAACCAGGCAGCAUCCUGGUAAAUCUCCUCUGUACCCUUUCCAAUGCUUCCACAUCCUUCCUAUAGUGAGGCGACCAGAACUGGACACAGUACUCCAAGUGUGGCCUAACCAGAAUUGUGCUCUCCACAAUUGGAUGGCAUAAUGGCAUAGUAGUUAGCACAAUGCUUUACAGCAACAGCAACCUGGGUUCAAUUCCCACUGCUGUCUGUAUGUUCUCCCUGUGUCCAGAUGCAUUUCCUCCAGGUGCUCUGGUUUGCACCCACAGUCCAUAAAUGGUUGAUUGGCAUCGUAAAUUGACCCGUAAUUAGGCCAUUGUGAAAUUGGGGAUGGCUGGGCCUAUUCUGCAUUUUAUCUCAAUAAAUAAACUUUUAAAAAGUUGUUGCCUGACCCACUGUGUUCCUCCAGUGUUUUUUGUGCAGUGUGAGAUUGGCUAGGCUGGCCUUGUUUGGAGAGUGUAGUGGGAGAGCUGAAAAUAAUGGGAAGACAUUCAGUAGGGAAUGUAGAUUUAAGGUAAUUAAUAGAGAUUAUUAAGAAGAUAAGAAAAUGUUUUUCACACUGAGCACGGUAGAGGUCUGGAAUCAGUGAAACAGCCAUGGAGGCAGAAAUCUUUCACUCAUUUGAUUACUGGAACCUACAAAUCGCCAGACCUAAAUUGGGAAAUACAAGAAAUUCUGCAGAUGCAGGAAAUCUAGAGCAGCGCACACAAAAUGCUGGAGAAACUCAGCAGGUCAGGCCGCAUUUAUGGAAAUGAAUAAACAGUCAAUGUUUUGUUGGGUCACAACCCCUCAUCAGGACUGAAAUAGAAGGGAGAAGACGCUAUGAUAAAAAGCUGGGGGAGGGGAAGGAGGAUAGCUAGAAGGGGAUAGGUGAAGCCAGGUGGGUGGGAAAGAUAAAGGGCUGAAAAUGAGAGAAUCUGAUAGGAGAAUACAAAAUUCAAAGAACAUUUAUUAUCAAAGAAUGCAUUCUGUAAACAAUUUGAGAUUCAUCCCCUGACAGGCAGCCACAAAACAAAGAAACCCAACAGAACUGAUUAAAGAAGACCGUCAAACACCAAAAGUGCAGAAAAAAAACAAAUCAUGCAAACAAUAAAAGUAAGCAAAUAGCAUCGGUCCUGAAGUUCACGGAAGUGAGUUCACUGCCGUGAAGCCGCUCGGCGCUGAAACUGUUCCAGGAGCCCGUCAGUUGCAGGCCACAGCCUCAGUUCAGCACAGAGACGAGCGAACCUCAUGGAGCAGUGAACUGAACACCAGCCCAUCCCUCACCUCCAGCCCCGACGCCUACCAUAAACUGUAGCAGAAAGAGUGGGCCAUGGGGAGGUGAUAGGCAGGUACAGAACAGGUAAGAGGCUCGAGUGGGGAUUAGGGUGAGCAGAUCCGAGGUGUUUGGAAUAAUUACUGAUCAAAGAUCAAGGAUCCUCUUUAGUCACCAUUCACAUUUACAUGUUUUAGGAAUUUGCUGCGCUGUGUUAGUGCAACAUGCAACAAAAAACAACAUUCAGCAACUAUAUAAAAAAUGAAGUUAGAGGUUAAAGUAGAAGUACUUUAGUACUCAAGUCGAGUAUGAUAUUCUCCUAAGGGAUUAUUCCCUUAAUGGAGAACACCCUUUGUUUUAACGUGGGGAGGUUGAUGUGUGCAACCACCCCAUGGUCCUUGAUAGAUCAGGAUCUGGAAUAAGAUGAGCAUAAGCACAUGAAGACCGUAAGUAUUUAUCAUGUAAACAGCAUUAUAAAGAGUGGUUUAAAGUGCUUACAUGCAGUGCAGUGAAGGAGGUGAUAGGUAGGAGGGGUUGGGGGAUAACUGGAAUGGCUGAUCAGAUUAACUGACUGGGGGAAGAAACUUUUAUGACAUGAAGCUUUUGUUUUAAUAGCCCUAUAAUACCUUCCUGGGUAGCGGGGUGGAAUACAUCUCUACCAAAGGACGAGUGAGGUGCUUCUUCCCUCCGCUAGCCUACAUGUCACCUUUGGGCAAUAUAUAUCACCUGAUCAGGGUCACGUGAAGCCACGGGAGCAGGUGGUGGAUGGUCGUACGAGCAGCUGGUGCAGAUCACAGGUGCUGUUUGUGUGACCACUGACACCAGGCAGACAAUAUCUGAGUAGCAUUGAUAAUGGCUGGGGUCACCUGGCUUGUAAAGAAUCUGCCCAGAAGAAGGAAAUGGCAAGCUACUUCUGUAGAAAAAUUUACCAGAACAAUCAUGGCCAUGGAAAGACCAUGAUCACCCAUGUCAUAUGACAUGGCGCAUAACAAACGAAUGGUAGUACGUUCCAGAAGGGAGCUUUUGGAAUAGACAGUUUGCUGGGUGGGCAGUGUCCACAAUGAUUUUUCCUGCUCACCUCUUUGUCCUGUGGAUACAUACAAGUCCUGCAGUGAUGGUAAACUGCAGCCAAUGACCUUUUCAGCUGACCUGACAGUUCGCUGUCAUUUUUGCAAAUUACUUCAUAGCUUGCCAAGACUAAUUCUCUGAAAUGAUGUUUCCCUACAUUGGUACAAGUUUCCAGGCAUUCCCAAAUUUGUUGCAAUCAGAUUGGAGACAGGAAAAUGCGUUCUCAGUUCUUUUAUGUGUCACGGCCUUAUUAAUACUUGGCCUUGUCAAUGUAAGAUCUUUGUUUGUGUGAAGUGGGUGCCAUUGUUUUGAACAAUGAUGUCUGUUAUGUAAAAUUGCAUGUAUAAAUAUAGUG